AUGGAGGAUCUUCAGCCAAAACCAACAUCACCUUCCCAAACAUCAAUCUAUGCCCUCCUCUCUUUUCUCCUACUAUUAGCCCUGAAAAUUAAAACAGAUAGAGAUAGAAAGAGAAAACUACCUCCUGGGCCUCCAACACUACCCAUAAUAGGCAACAUUCACCAGCUAGGUAGGCUCCCACAUCAGAACCUUGCUUCCCUUGCACAAGAGCAUGGUCCUCUGAUGCACCUACAACUGGGCCAAAUCACAUCCAUUGUGGUUAGCUCACCUGAGCUCGCCGAAAAGGUAUUGAAGGCACACGACCUUGUCUUUGCUAGUCGGCCGGCAUUGUCGAGUGCCAAGAUUUUUACCUAUAAUUGCACAGACAUCGCCAUGAGCUCAUAUGGCCCGUACUGGAGGGCGGUUCGAAAGAUUUGCAUCCUGGAGUUGCUUAGUGCAAAACGUGUGCAAUCAUUUGGCUUUGUUAGAGAUGAGGAGACCGCCCAUUUCGUGGGAUCAAUCAUGGAGGCUUCUCAUACUCCUGUGAAUCUCACAGAGAGAAUUUUCUCAGUCAUCAGUUGUAUGCUCGAGAGAGUGGGCUUGGGCAGAAAAUAUGUCAAUGACGAGUUUAGAGAGAUCAUCAGAGAGACGAUUGAGGUAGGCAGUGGGUUUACUAUAGAAGACUUGUAUCCACCUUUGGGCUUUAUCAGCAUUCUAUCAGGCAGUAGGGCAAGAAUGAAGAAGGUUCACAAGAAACUUGACAGCUUCUUCGAUAAGGUAAUAGAGGAGCAUGAAAUGAAUGGCAAAGGGCAUGAGCAAGGGGACUUGGUGGAUGUCCUCCUGCGGCUUCAAGAGGAAGGGGAUGUGAACGUGCAACUAACCCGAGAUAAUAUCAAGGCAAUCAUAUUUGACAUGUUUAUGGCUGGGAUUGAGACCUCAUCUUCAACCGUGGGAUGGGCAAUGGCAGAACUUAUGAAGAACCCUCAGGUGAUGGAAAAAGUCCAAAAGGAAAUAAGGCAUGCGCUUAGAGGAAAAGAAAGAGUGGGAGAGGGUGACCUGAUUCACUUAGAGUACUUGAAGUUAGUGCUUAAGGAGACACUCAGGUUACAUCCUCCUGUCCCACUGUUGCUUCCAAGAGAAUCCAUGGAGACAUGCACAUUAGAAGGUUAUGUAAUACCAGCCAAAACUAGAGUCUUUGUAAAUGCUUGGGCCAUUGGAAGACAUAGAGACUACUAUGAAAUUCCAGAGAAGUUCGAGCCCGAGAGGUUCUCUGAUGGUUUGGUGGAGUAUAAGGAGCAGCGUUUCGAUUUCAUCCCCUUUGGGGGAGGGAGGAGGGGGUGCCCCGGUGCCCUAUUCGGUAUGGUUACUUCAGAACUUGUUUUGGCCCAACUUCUUUACUACUUCGAUUGGAAACUACCUGAAGGAAUGAAACCAGAGGAGGUAGAUAUGAGUGAAACUUGUGGGAUGACAGCAUCAAGGAAGCAUGACCUAGUUCUAAUCCCAAUUCCUCACUUUAUAACUAGUAGUUCAUAG
Messenger RNA from Amborella trichopoda, 1512 nucleotides. RefSeq names its product premnaspirodiene oxygenase. Lineage: Eukaryota; Viridiplantae; Streptophyta; Magnoliopsida; Amborellales; Amborellaceae. The record is from RefSeq and is a predicted model, not a curated record. Gene Ontology annotation, molecular function: oxidoreductase activity, acting on paired donors, with incorporation or reduction of molecular oxygen; heme binding; iron ion binding.